Messenger RNA from Schizosaccharomyces japonicus yFS275, 1385 nucleotides. RefSeq names its product pantoate-beta-alanine ligase. Bases 186 to 1082 code for a protein of 298 amino acids. NCBI's taxonomy places the organism in Eukaryota, Fungi, Ascomycota, Schizosaccharomycetes, Schizosaccharomycetales, Schizosaccharomycetaceae. The record is from RefSeq and is a predicted model, not a curated record. Gene Ontology annotation, biological process: pantothenate biosynthetic process. The transcript has a single exon. Gene Ontology annotation, molecular function: pantoate-beta-alanine ligase activity.
GAUGGCUUCACUUCCUAUAUUAACAUGCUGGUCCUACACGGAACUAGCGGAGAUGAGGCGAUUCCAUCAGUGUCGUGUCCUUAGGAGGAUGCGAUUUUUAUUGCAGCAUCACCCUAGUGUUCCGCGUAUACCUCCCCUUAUCAAUUCUUUAAAAUAAGCAGCUUUAUUUCACGUUCGUUAUUGUUAUGAGCAGCCCUAAAGUUUUUCAAAAAGUCGACGAGUUUCGUAACUGGCGAAACGAGUUGUAUAAACAUGGAAAAGUCAUUGGAUUUGUUCCUACGAUGGGAGCGUUGCACGAUGGCCACAUGUCGCUCAUUGAGCAGGCUAUGAAAGACUCUGAUGUCGUUGUUGUUAGUAUUUUUGUGAACCCUUCUCAGUUUGGACCGACUGAGGAUUUAGACAAGUAUCCUCGUACUCUUGAUUCCGACUUAGAGAAAAUUCGUGAGCUCCAAAAACGCACGAAUCGCGCAGUAGAUGCAGUGUUGUGUCCCACCGUAACGGAGAUGUAUCCUUCCGGAUACAAUCCUGCUUCUACUACACACACGGGAGCAUUCGUAACGGUUAAAGGAUUUUCGCAUCAGCUUGAAGGACAAUUCCGUCCUACAUUCUUCCGCGGUGUCGCAACUGUUGUUACAAAAUUGCUCCACAUCGUGCAUCCAGCCAAGUUGUAUCUUGGCCAGAAGGAUUUCCAACAAACGGUUGUCCUUCGUCGCAUGGUUAAAGACUUAUUGAUGGACACUCAAGUAAUCAUCUGCCCUAUCGUCCGCGAACAAGAUGGUUUGGCAUUGAGUAGUCGUAAUGUCUAUUUGAGCGAGAAGGAACGUACAGAGGCCACUGCUUUGUACCGUUCACUCACUUCGGCCAAGGCUCUUGUUAAACCUGGAACCAAAAGGGCAACCAUAAUUCAGCAUGUAGAGGACUUUUUGAAGAAGGAGCUUCCUGCAUGUACUAUUGAUUAUGUUUCCGUUGCCAAUAUCGACAAUUUGCAUGAGUUGGACGCUUAUCAAGAGCCUGGAAAGUAUGUACUCAAUGCCGUCAUUCGUUUGGGAACAACUCGUUUGUUGGACAACAUCAUACUCUAGAUUACUGAAAACCGGUCAGCGUGCUUCAUUAUCGUUUUGAUAGUGAGUUCUUGGGAUAACUGCUCAGCAUCGCAUCGUAGUUUAACUUUUUGAUACCUAAUGAAAAAACAUUAUGAUUAAGUCUAGACAACAAUAGUACAAGUAAUAUUUCUACAAGCUGUACAAACUUUCACAGGGGAGGUGCCUUAUUGAAUCUUACUAGCCUGCCCUUUCGAUAGAAAAUAGUACAAUUUGAGAAAAAAAGGAGAGGAAGAGAAACGUUUCGUCUUACUGCUUUUCCUUUUUACCGUAAAGCUUGUUAAC